Molecule: messenger RNA, 2482 nt
Organism: Rhagoletis pomonella (apple maggot)
Lineage: Eukaryota; Metazoa; Arthropoda; Insecta; Diptera; Tephritidae
Gene: Skp2
Product: S-phase kinase-associated protein 2
Exons: 6
Coding region: 152-2140 (662 amino acids)
Molecular function (GO): protein binding
Source: RefSeq, a predicted model, not a curated record
AUGUAGCUGGCAGCGCAGUAUUGCUGGAAUGUAAACUAGUUGGCAAUCUUACACUUGUUGAUUGUAGAAAUUCUACUCGUACCCUAAUUUGCUUUGUGUUAAUCGGCAAUAAAAUAAGGUGUAGAAAAACAAAGUGAAAAAUAUUAAUACAAUGUCUAAUAAGAAGUUGAAACAAACAGAUAACAUUGAAAAUUUGUGUCCGACGCCAAGAAAACGUGUAAAAACUACUCCAAUCAACAGUUGGAAAGUAGCUAAACUUGAAACAAACUCAUCACCAAGUACUCUAACCACAGAAUAUUUGGAGGAAAUGGGUAUUGGUAUGCUUGACUCGGAAGAGAGCUCAUCAUCUGCGGCUUCAUCAAUUGCUCUUGUUCUGAGUGCAAGUGCAGAUGAAAAUUCGAAUGGGGUUACUCCAAAUUUGGAUGCACCAAAGAUGUGUCACAAUCGUAUUGCAUCCUACCGACCUUUGGACAGUACGCUAGACAGUACGCUUAGCAGUGAAAAUAAUACAUUAAUAGGUAGCCCCAACAUCAGCCAUAUUGAACCCGAGUGUAGUAAUGCAAAUCAUCAACAUUGCAAUAAUAAUAACAAUACAUUAGACUCCUUUGGUGACGAAAGCAAACAAACGUUGCAGCUGCAACAAUGUCAAUCUAAAAAUGUAGAUAAAGUACUACCUCAAUAUAGGAAAGUCGCUAUACUUGGUGUGGGUGCAGGUAGUAGUUCGUCGUCCGCGUCUGCAUCACAACCAAAUGUUACAAAUUCGAAUUCCAACUCGCCUUCAGCAGGCAGAAGCACACGCAGUCCGUUGGCUACAGUUUCUGGCAACAACCAUAAUCGAACAGUAAGGAAUGCUUCACAGCAUGAGAGCAUAGGAGGUAAUGGCAUCGCUACAAUAAAUAACUCAACAAAUCCCAAUCCUGUAUUAUAUGCAUCCAACUACAUGCCCAUGCCUUCAACCAGCAAGCAGAUAACUUUAAUCAAACAACAACAGCGACAACAGCUUCAACAGCAGCAGUUGCAGAGGCAAGUUCAAAAUCUAAGCCAACAUCAGCAGAAGCAAAAACCUAAUGAGCAGCAUCCACAUAUGGCUUUAUAUGACAAUUUCUUCUUGUUUCGACAACAACAACAGUUGCGCGAUCAUGUUAACGAUGGAAAGGAUCAUUUUAGCUCGUUGUCGGAUGAGAUUAUUUUACAAAUUUUUAAAUGGCUUCCUAAAAAAGCGUUAAUACGCUGUAGCUAUGUUUGUCGACGUUUUGGUAGAUGUGCCAGUGAUGAGUCGCUUUGGACGCGUCUGGACUUAGGAGGACGGCAUUUGCGGGCUGGUGCCCUGGAAAGUAUAUUAACACGCGGUGUAGUAAUUCUACGUUUAGCGCAAGCCGAGUUGAAUCAUCCCAUCUUCGAUAGUGACUUUCUACAUGCCGAAACGAAGUUCGAAUCGAAGUUGCAGUAUUUAGAUCUAAGUAUGGUAUCGGUUACAAAGCCGUCGCUAAAAAUGCUAUUAUCACGUUGCCGACAAUUAAAGAAACUAAGCUUAGAGCAUGUGCCCAUUAACGAUGAAAUUUGUAACGAAAUAGCUAAGAAUGCCAAUUUAGAAGCACUGAAUUUAGCAAUGUGUAUAGGAUUGGAAGCCUGGAGUGUGCGCAAAAUAAUGGAAUCAUUGCAAAAUUUAAACAGUUUGAAUAUAUCAUGGACAAACUUAUCGGUGGAUGCUGUGACAUCGGUAGUGACAAAUGUGACACCAAAUCUUAUGCGAUUGAAUAUGGCUGGCUGUCGGAAGACACUGUAUGACUCACACGUGGCCAGCUUGGCCAAACGAUGUCCACAACUUCUAGAAAUAGAUUUCUCUGAUUGUACUGCAUUGACAGGCAGUGUCGUUAAUAUUAUUUGUAGAUUCAAAAUGCUCGAAUAUUUGUCUUUGUCUCGCUGCUAUCUCAUUCCUGCGUCUUCCUAUAUGGAUUUAAUUAAUUUGCCCACACUGACUUAUCUGGACAUAUUUGGAAUGCUCUCAGAUACUGGAAUGGAGUUGUUGGAACAAAACUUUCCAAAUAUAGGAAUUAAUAAAUUCAUCCACAGUUCAGUAGCCAGACCAACUGUUGGAACACGUCGCACAUCAAUUUGGGGUCUUCGCACGCGGGACUAGAAUGUUAACAUGGACGAUAAGAAUAUGUGUAUUACGUUAGUUUCAGAACAAAACCAGGGCUCGAAUCGUAACGGUCGUGAGCGAGCAACUCGUUUCGUAAAAAUUAAUAUUUCGGAUUAUAACAACUGUCGUCUCGUGCACAGAAUUACGAAAUAUGUAGUUUUACGGGACGAGUCGCUCGUUCACGACUUACGAUUCGAACCCAAAGAUGUAAUAAGGCAGUUUUGUAUUAGUUUUUUAUUCAAUGUUUUAUAUAUGAUACGCCUAGUUUCUAAUAAAAUCGUCAUAUUGUCGAAAAGCGUUUAGAAAAGCAAUCAAUUAUGAUAAAUAUUAUGAAGGAAA